Molecule: messenger RNA, 1127 nt
Organism: Rosa rugosa (rugosa rose)
Lineage: Eukaryota; Viridiplantae; Streptophyta; Magnoliopsida; Rosales; Rosaceae
Product: xyloglucan endotransglucosylase/hydrolase protein 2-like
Exons: 4
Coding region: 44-907 (287 amino acids)
Biological process (GO): xyloglucan metabolic process; cell wall biogenesis
Cellular component (GO): apoplast; cell wall
Molecular function (GO): hydrolase activity, hydrolyzing O-glycosyl compounds; xyloglucan:xyloglucosyl transferase activity
Source: RefSeq, a predicted model, not a curated record
CCACCACCUCUGCUAGACACUAGCUAGGACCUGCAUUUUGGCAAUGGCUUUUUCAGUGGAGGGUUUCGUUGUGUUUUUUCUAUUUUGUGGUGUGAUGCUUGCAAAUGGUGAUGUUGGCUUUGAUGAAAAUUAUCAUGUCAUAUGGGGUUUUGAUCAUGCCUUGUAUCAGGAUGGAGGGACAGGGAUGCAGAUUUACUUGGAUCAAUAUACGGGGGCUGGGUUUCAAUCCAAGCAAUGGUUCGGUUCUGGGUGGUUUCAUAUGAGGAUCAAGGUACCAGUGAGGGAUUGUGCUGGAGUUGUCCUAGCUUUUUAUCUAAGAUCAGAGGGUGAUCGUAACCAGGAUGAGCUAGACUUUGAGUUCUUGGGUAAUAGAGAAGGCAAGCCAAUCACAUUGCAGACAAAUGUGAUUACAAAUGGUGAUAACUUCAGAGAGCAAAGGACACUUCUUUGGUUUGACCCAACAGCAGAUUUUCAUGACUACAAGAUUCUUUGGAACCAUCAUCAAGUUGUCUUUUAUAUCGACGAUAUCCCCAUCAGGGUUUUUAGGAACAACAAAAAAAUUAAGGUUCCCUAUCUAACGCGACCGAUGGUAAUAGAUGCAAGCAUAUGGGAUGGAUCAGAUUGGGCAACUGAUGGAGGCCAAACAAAGAUCGACUAUAACCAUGCACCAUUUAGAGCUUAUUUCCAAGGGUUUGACAUGAAUGCCUGCUCACUAGACAAGUCCAAGACCAAUGUCUCGGAAUGUUAUGCUACAAAAUAUUUGUGGAACCACAGGGUCUAUUGGCAACUAAACCCAACGGAACAAGAAGCAUAUGACAGGGUGAGAAGAGAAUAUAUGAACUAUGACUAUUGUACUGAUACGCAAAGGUUCCACACGCUUCCCCGAGAGUGCACCAGUGAUAGCUAGUUUGUCAUGAAAAGAGGCUUUACAAGAAAAGAAAAGAGGAGGAAAAGGGUACCAAUAUAAGGGAGCUACCUAGUUUACAUCACAUCACACAACUGUAGUCUUAUUAUAUCCAUAAUCCGUUCUUUGAGAAGCCUCAACUUUUUUUUUCUUUACAUCUCUAGCAUGUAUGUUGCAAACAAGCUCCUAAUUCCAAUGAAAGCUAAAAUAUGCUUAGUAUCAA